ACAGACCCGCUGAAGUAAACACGGUGACCUUUGUCUCAGUUAAACUUCAGUCCACAGGUUGAAGUGGUAGAAGAGACCGGUGUGUGCAGGACAGAGACAUCAGAGACCGGCUGGUGGAGGACGGAGACAUUAGAGACCGGCUGGUGCAGGACAGACUUCAGACCCGGAGCAGAGGAACCGAACCCAACCGGAGAACUCUGCAUGUUCUCAUGCUAACGUCAGAGGAACCACAAAGUUCCAGCUGUAAGCGGCUAGCUCCGUUAGCCCCCUUAGCUCCGUUUGAUGUGUUAGCCCUGUUAGCUCUGUUAGCUCCGGCUCGUUGGAUCAAAGUACAACAACGGAUAUUCAACAUGUUCGAUCUGUGACAAGCUGCUACACUCCGAACUGUUCCAGGCUAACGCUAACAAACCCGGACUAAGCUAACCCGGACUAAACUAACCCGGACCUAACUAACCGGAGCUUCACUCAACAGGUUCACCGGGAUCUAAUCUGCAGCACGAAGGAGACUUUACCGUUACAACGUCAACUAGUUUACUGAGGUGGAGCCUCACACUCAGAGGUCAGCAUGUUGUUUCCGUGACGACGACCCUGCUGUCCUCCCUGGACUCCUGUGACCCGCUGCUGUUCCUGCUUCUGUCCUCUGAUUGGUCGGCUGUUGCGUCUCUGACAGGAUGCAGCUGGACGGUCACAUGUUAAGGCGGAGCUCCAGACUCAAGAAGCUGACGGCUGUGCUACUCGCCGCGUAUGCCGUCAAAAAACUGUCCCCAUACGUCUGGAGGAGGAUACAGAGAAGUGCAGCAGGUAAACAGCCGGGUGGAGCUAACCUGGCUGUAGGCGUGGUCACUUCCUCUGAGGAGAACAGCAAAGAAAAAAAGAAUGUCACCAGGUCUCCUUCAGUCAACAGGGACUUUCUCCUCAGACUGUCUCGUCUGUUGAAACUUUUGUUUCCUCGGUUACUAUGUCCCGAGGUCGGCCUGUUGGUUCUGCACUCUGUCACUCUGAUGUCCAGGACCUUCCUGUCCAUCUACGUUGCUGCUCUGGACGGUGUGAUCGUCAGGUGUAUCGUGCAGAAGGACCCUCAGGGGUUCAUGCUGCAGAUCUCCAAGUGGCUCCUCGUCGCUGUUCCUGCCACUUUCAUCAACAGCACCAUUAGAUUCCUGGAGGGUCAGCUGGCUCUUAGGUUCAGGAGCCGAUUGGUCAACCACGCCUACCAGCUGUACUUUACCAACCAGACAUAUUACCGCGUCAGCAACAUGGACGGUCGUCUGUCCAACCCUGACCAGUCUCUCACUGAAGACAUCGUCAUGUUCUCAGCGUCAGUCGCUCACCUCUACUCCAACCUGACCAAACCCAUCCUGGACGUGGUCGUCACCUGCUACACGCUGCUGCGUACCGCCCAAUCCAAAGGAGCAAACACCACCUGGCCCUCCGUCAUCGCUGGCCUGGUGGUGGCGUUCACCGCCAACGUCCUGCGUGCAUGUUCGCCACGAUUUGGGAAGCUGGUUGCUGAAGAGGCGAAGAGGAAAGGAGACCUGAGGUACAUGCACUCACGCAUCAUCGCCAACUCUGAGGAGAUCGCAUUCUAUGGAGGACACAAGGUGGAGAUGGCCCAGCUGCAGAGGAGCUACUCGUCUCUGUCGUCUCAGAUCCAUCAGAUCCUGUUGAAGCGUCUCUGGUACGUCAUGUUGGAACAGUUCCUCAUGAAGUACGUCUGGAGCGCGUCCGGCCUGGUGAUGGUUGCUGUGCCCAUCAUCACCGCCACAGGAUACUCCAAAUAUGACUCUGAGGAGGUGAAGCAGGCUGCCAUGGUGAUGAAGGAGGAGGAGCUGGUGAGUGAGAGGACGCAGGCGUUCACCACGGCGAGGAACCUCCUGAACGCUGCUGCCGAUGCUGUGGAGAGAAUCAUGAGCUCAUACAAGGAGGUGACCGAGCUGGCAGGUUACACAUCUCGAGUCUCUGAGAUGUUGGACGUGUUUGAAGACGUGAAUCAGGGCAUCUACCGUCGCAAUGGGGACCGAGAGGAGGUCUCACCAGGAGGCGGAGCUGUGAUCCAACACGGUCACAGAGUCAGACGACUGCAGAACAGAGGUCAAGUGAUCAGUGUGGAGAAGGGGAUUCGCUGUGAGAACUUACCAAUCAUCACACCGACCGGAGACGUGGUGGUGACCAGCCUCAACAUUCAGGUGGAUGAGGGGAUGAAUGUAUUGAUCACAGGUCCGAACGGCUGUGGGAAGAGUUCUCUGUUCAGGAUCCUCAGUGGACUGUGGCCUGUUUAUGGAGGAGUUCUGUAUCGUCCAGAACCUCAGCACAUGUUCUACAUCCCUCAGAGGCCCUACAUGUCAGAGGGAACCCUCAGGGACCAGGUGAUCUACCCAGACUCAGUGGAGGAGAUGGUGCAGAGAGGAAUCACUGAUUCACACCUGGAGGAGAUUCUUCAAACUGUUCACCUGGUCUACAUCCUAGACCGAGACGAAGGUUGGGAGUCGGUCAGCGACUGGAAGGACGUCUUAUCUGGAGGAGAGAAACAGAGGAUGGGGAUGGCCCGUAUGUUCUACCACUGCCCUCGUUACGCUUUGUUGGACGAAUGUACGAGCGCUGUCAGCAUCGACGUGGAGGGACACAUCUUCCAGGCUGCAAAGGAUGCUGGGAUAGCUCUGCUCUCAAUCACACACAGACCGUCCCUGUGGAAGUACCACUCUCACCUGCUCCAGUUUGAUGGAGAAGGAGGAUGGAGGUUUGAACCUCUGGAUGCCUCCACCCGUCUGUCUCUGCAGGAGGAGAAGCACCGUUUGGAGAACCAGCUCUCUGGGAUUCCUAAGAUGCAGCAGAGACUGACGGAGCUGUGUGUCCUGCUGGGAGAGAGAGGGGGGGAGGAGGAGGAGGAGCAGGAGGAGGAGGGGUGUCUCUCUCCUGAGUUUUAACUGUGAUUUAAGAACUGUGCUGUUUUUACUUGUUACCAUGGAAACAAGCAACUGUUCAUGUGACUGAAACUGAUGUUCAAGUGGUCUGAUCUGAUGUGGUCUGGUCUGGUCUUGUUUGGUCUGGUCUUGUUUGGUCUUCUUUACUGUUAAAGUGAAUUUGAUCUGUAAUCUUCAGAUUCAGUCACAUGAUCAUGAUGAGAGGUCAGAGGUCAUGUCAUUUCUAAUAUGUUUGUACUGAUAGAAUCAAUAUUUUAUAUAUAUUAUAUUAUAAUCAAGCACUUGAUCAAUGAAUCAAUAAACAAGAGAAAGAUUUGAAUGUGAUGAAGAUGAAAUAAAAUAAA
Limanda limanda (common dab) is the source of this 3262-nucleotide messenger RNA. RefSeq names its product ATP-binding cassette, sub-family D (ALD), member 1 (gene abcd1). The transcript has 17 exons. Lineage: Eukaryota; Metazoa; Chordata; Actinopteri; Pleuronectiformes; Pleuronectidae. Gene Ontology annotation, molecular function: ATP binding; ATP hydrolysis activity; ABC-type transporter activity. Gene Ontology annotation, biological process: peroxisome organization; long-chain fatty acid import into peroxisome; fatty acid beta-oxidation. Bases 672 to 2921 code for a protein of 749 amino acids. The record is from RefSeq and is a predicted model, not a curated record. Gene Ontology annotation, cellular component: peroxisomal membrane.